Propithecus coquereli (Coquerel's sifaka) is the source of this 9547-nucleotide messenger RNA. It is a transcript of the gene UNC80, whose product is annotated as unc-80 homolog (C. elegans). Gene Ontology annotation, cellular component: axon; cation channel complex. The transcript has 60 exons. Gene Ontology annotation, molecular function: monoatomic cation channel activity. Gene Ontology annotation, biological process: monoatomic cation homeostasis. The record is from RefSeq and is a predicted model, not a curated record. Lineage: Eukaryota; Metazoa; Chordata; Mammalia; Primates; Indriidae.
GGAGGAGGUGGCGGCUAGCGAGGAGCCAGCGCUGGGUCCUGCAGUAGGACUCCCGGGAGCCACCAUCAUGGUGAAGAGGAAGAGCUCCGAGGGCCAGGAGCAGGACAGCGGCCGCGGCAUCCCCUUGCCCAUCCAGACCUUUCUGUGGCGGCAAACCAGUGCAUUUUUGAGACCCAAACUGGGGAAACAAUAUGAAGCCUCUUGUGUGUCCUUUGAGCGAGUGUUGGUAGAAAACAAGCUGCAUGGCCUCUCCCCGGCCCUCUCUGAAGCCAUCCAGAGCAUUUCCAGAUGGGAGCUGGUGCAAGCUGCUUUGCCUCACGUCCUCCACUGCACUGCAACCCUGCUUUCUAACAGAAACAAGCUAGGCCACCAGGAUAAACUGGGUGUUGCUGAGACAAAACUCCUUCACACCCUGCACUGGAUGCUCCUAGAGGCCCCCCAGGACUGUAACAGCGAGCGGUUUGGGGGCACAGACCGAGGCUCUAGCUGGGGUGGCAGCAGCAGUGCCUUCAUCCACCAGGUUGAAAACCAGGGUUCUCCAGGGCAGCCUUGCCAAAGUAGCUCCAAUGACGAAGAAGAGAACAACCGAAGGAAGAUCUUCCAGAACUCCAUGGCUACCGUGGAGCUCUUUGUGUUUCUGUUUGCUCCUCUGGUCCACAGGAUCAAGGAAUCUGACCUCACCUUCCGUCUGGCCAGUGGGCUUGUUAUAUGGCAGCCUAUGUGGGAGCACAGACAGCCUGAAGUCUCUGGCUUCACAGCAUUGGUGAAGCCCAUCAGGAACAUCAUUACAGCCAAGAGAAGUUCUCCCAUCAACAGUCAAAGUCAGAUCUGUGACUCACCAAAUCAAGACACAGGACACCUAGAGGGACUCCAGGUGGUCUGUGAAACAUUCCAGCCAGAUUCCAUCUCACCCAAGGCCACCAUUUCAGGCUGCCACCGAGGAAACUCCUUUGAUGGAAGUCUGUCCUCCCAAACUUCCCAGGAAAGGGGACCAUCACAUUCCAGGGCCUCUCUCGUGAUACCUCCAUGCCAAAGGUCCCGCUAUGCCACCUACUUUGACGUUGCUGUUCUUCGCUGCCUACUCCAGCCGCACUGGUCUGAAGAAGGCACUCAGUGGUCUCUGAUGUACUAUCUGCAAAGGCUGCGACACAUGUUGGAAGAGAAGCCAGAAAAACCCCCAGAGCCAGAUAUUCCUUUCCUACCCAGACCCAGGAGUAGCUCUAUGGUGGCGGCAGCUCCCUCGCUAGUGAACACCCACAAAACCCAAGACCUCACCAUGAAGUGUAACGAGGAGGAGAAAUCUCUUAGCCCCGAGGCUUUUUCCAAGGUUUCGCUGACCAAUCUGCGUCGGUCUGCAGUCCCAGAUCUUUCUUCAGACCUGGGCAUGAACAUUUUUAAGAAGUUCAAGAGCCGCAAAGAAGACCGAGAGAGGAAAGGCUCCAUUCCAUUCCACCACACAGGGAAGAGGAGACCUCGGAGAAUGGGAGUACCAUUCCUGCUCCAUGAGGACCACCUGGAUGUGUCCCCCACCCGCAGUGCAUUCUCCUUUGGAAGUUUCUCUGGGCUUGGAGAAGACAGGCGAAGCAUUGAAAAAGGAGGCUGGCAAACCACCAUUUUAGGGAAAUUGACCCGGCGGGGCAGUUCGGAUGCAGCUACUGAGAUGGAGAGUUUGAGCGCCAGGCACUCCCACUCCCAUCACACUCUGGUGAGCGACCUGCCGGACCACUCCAACAGCCAUGGAGAAAACACCGUCAAGGAAGUGCGAUCCCAGAUCUCCACUAUCACAGUUGCAACCUUCAAUACCACGUUAGCGUCAUUCAACGUGGGCUAUGCAGACUUUUUCAGUGAGCACAUGAGGAAGCUCUGUAACCAGGUGCCUAUCCCAGAGAUGCCACACGAACCCCUGGCAUGUGCAAACCUGCCCCGAAGCCUCACAGACUCCUGCAUAAACUACAGCUACUUGGAGGACACAGAACAUAUUGAUGGGACCAAUAACUUUGUCCACAAGAAUGGAAUGCUUGAUCUUUCGGUGGUUCUGAAAGCUGUUUAUCUUGUCCUUAACCAUGACAUCAGCUCUCGCAUCUGUGAUGUGGCACUAAACAUUGUGGAAUGCUUGCUUCAACUUGGUGUGGUGCCCUGUGUAGAAAAAAAUAGAAAGAAGAGUGAAAACAAGGAAAAUGAGACUUUGGAAAAAAGACCAAGUGAGGGAACUUUCCAGUUCAAAGGAGUAUCUGGAAGUUCCACCUGUGGAUUCGGGGGCCCUGCAGUUAGUGGAGCUGGAGAUGGUGGAGGAGAAGAAGGAGGAGGUGGAGAUGGAGGAGGUGGAGGAGGUGAUGGAGGAGGAGGUGGAGGAGGUGGAGGUGGACCUUAUGAGAAAAAUGAUAAGAACCAAGAGAAGGAUGAAAGUACACCCGUAAGCAACCAUAGGCUUGCUCUGACAAUGCUCAUCAAAAUAGUGAAGUCCUUGGGUUGUGCCUAUGGUUGCGGGGAAGGACACCGGGGGCUCUCUGGAGAUCGUCUGAGACACCAGGUAUUCCGAGAGAAUGCUCAGAACUGCCUCACUAAGCUAUACAAGCUAGAUAAGAUGCAGUUCCGACAAACCAUGAGGGACUAUGUGAACAAGGACUCUCUCAAUAAUGUAGUGGACUUCUUGCAUGCUUUGCUAGGAUUUUGUAUGGAGCCGGUCACCGACAACAAGGCCGGGUUUGGAAAUAACUUCACCACGGUGGACAACAAAUCCACAGCCCAAAAUGUGGAAGGUAUUAUCGUCAGUGCCAUGUUUAAAUCUCUCAUCACACGCUGCGCUUCAACCACACACGAACUGCACAGCCCUGAGAAUCUGGGGCUGUAUUGUGACAUCCGUCAGCUGGUCCAGUUUAUCAAAGAGGCUCAUGGGAAUGUCUUCAGGAGAGUAGCCCUCAGCGCAUUGCUUGACAGUGCUGAGAAGUUAGCACCAGGGAAAAAGGUGGAGGAGAAUGAACAGGAAUCUAAACCUGCAGGCAGUAAAAGGUCAGAGGCGGGAAGCAUUGUGGAUAAAGGCCAGGUGUCCUCUGCACCUGAGGAAUGUCGCAGCUUCAUGUCUGGUCGCCCCUCACAGACUCCAGAGCAUGAUGAGCAAAUGCAAGGAGGCAACCUGGGGAGGAAAGAUUUCUGGCGCAAGAUGUUCAAAUCCCAGAGUGCGGCAAGUGACACCAGCAGCCAGUCUGAGCAGGACACUUCAGAAUGUACCACUGCCCAUUCAGGGACUACCUCUGAUCGGCGUGCCCGCUCACGAUCCCGCAGAAUUUCCCUCCGGAAGAAGCUUAAACUCCCCAUAGGUAAAAGAAACUGGUUGAAACGAUCCUCCCUCUCGGGCCUGGCAGAUGGAGUGGAGGACCUCCUGGACAUCAGCUCUGUGGACCGACUGUCUUUCAUCAGGCAAAGCUCCAAGGUCAAAUUCACCAGUGCUGUGAAGCUUUCCGAAGGUGGGCCAGGGAGUGGGAUGGAAAAUGGAAGAGAUGAAGAGGAGAAUUUCUUCAAGCGUCUUGGUUGCCACAGUUUCGACGACCAUCUUUCUCCCAACCAAGACAGUGGAAAAAGCAAAAACGUAGUGAAUCUUGGAGCAAUCCGACAAGGCAUGAAACGCUUUCAAUUUCUGUUAAACUGUUGUGAGCCGGGGACAAUUCCUGAUGCGUCCAUCCUGGCGGCCGCCUUGGAUCUAGAAGCCCCCGUGGUGGCCAGAGCAGCCUUGUUCCUGGAAUGUGCCCGUUUUGUUCACCGCUGCAACCGUGGCAACUGGCCAGAGUGGAUGAAAGGGCAUCACGUGAACAUUACCAAGAAAGGCCUUUCCAGGGGCCGGUCUCCCAUCGUGGGCAACAAGCGGAACCAGAAGCUGCAGUGGAACGCAGCCAAGCUCUUCUACCAAUGGGGAGACGCAAUUGGCAUCCGAUUGAAUGAACUGUGCCAUGGGGAGAGUGAGAGCCCAGCCAACCUGCUGGGUCUCAUUUACGAUGAGGAGACCAAGAGGAGACUGAGAAAGGAGGAUGAGGAGGAAGACUUUUUAGAUGACAGUACUGUGAACCCCUCUAAAUGUGGUUGCCCCUUUGCCUUGAAGAUGGCAGCUUGCCAGCUUCUCCUGGAGAUUACCACCUUCCUGCGGGAGACCUUUUCUUGCCUGCCCAGACCUCGCACUGAGCCUCUGGUGGACUUGGAGAGCUGCAGGCUUCGUCUGGAUCCUGAGUUGGACCGCCACAGAUACGAGAGGAAGAUCAGCUUUGCUGGGGUUUUAGAUGAAAACGAAGACUCAAAAGACUCUCUCCACAGCAGCAGCCACACCCUCAAAUCAGAUGCAGGUGUUGAGGAGAAGAAAGAAGGGAGUCCUUGGAGUGCAAGUGAGCCCAGCAUUGAGCCAGAAGGAAUGAGUAAUGCCGGCACGGAGGAAAAUUACCACAGAAACAUGUCGUGGCUUCAUGUCAUGAUCUUGCUGUGCAAUCAGCAAAGUUUCAUCUGCACUCACAUUGACUACUGCCACCCCCACUGCUACUUGCACCACAGCCGUUCCUGUGCCCGGCUGGUCAGGGCCAUCAAGCUGCUCUAUGGAGACAGCGUGGACUCCCUCCGAGAGAGCAGCAGCAUCAGCCACGUGGCUCUCCGGGGCAAGAAACAGAAAGAGUGCUCAGAUAAGUCAUGCCUGAGGACACCUUCUCUGAAGAAGAGAGUUUCAGAUGCCAACCUGGAAGGGAAAAAGGAUUCCGGAAUGCUAAAGUACAUCAGACUUCAGGUGAUGAGCUUGUCGCCUGCUCCCUUGUCUCUGUUAAUCAAGGCAGCACCAAUUCUGACAGAGGAGAUGUACGGAGACAUCCAGCCAGCUGCCUGGGAGCUCCUGCUCAGCAUGGAUGAGCACAUGGCAGGGGCAGCAGCCGCCAUGUUCCUGCUGUGUGCGGUGAAGGUCCCCGAGGCCGUUUCGGACAUGCUUAUGUCAGAGUUCCACCACCCAGAGACUGUGCAAAGGCUAAACGCCGUCCUCAAGUUCCACACGCUCUGGAGGUUCCGCUAUCAGGUCUGGCCUCGGAUGGAGGAGGGAGCACAGCAGAUCUUUAAGAUCCCACCUCCCAGUAUAAACUUCACCCUGCCCUCGCCAGUGCUUGGAAUGCCAUCCGUCCCGAUGUUUGACCCUCCGUGGGUCCCUCAGUGCAGCGGGAGCGUCCAGGACCCCAUUAAUGAAGACCAGUCUAAAUCCUUUUCAGCCCGUGCUGUGUCCCGCUCCCAUCAGAGGGCAGAACACAUCUUGAAGAACUUGCAGCAGGAGGAAGAGAAGAAACGUCUUGGUAGAGAAGCCAGCCUCAUCACCGCCAUCCCCAUCACCCAAGAGGCUUGCUAUGAGCCCACCUGCACGCCCAACUCAGAACCAGAAGAAGAAGAAAUGUUGCAUUACAAUUACAUUACUAAGAAAAGCACCCUGAUUUUGUCUCCCUCUUCAGAUGAAGAACAUACCACUGAACAUACACCAAACCACCAUGUGCCCCAGCCCCCACAAGCAGUGUUCCCAGCAUGCAUCUGUGCAGCAGUACUUCCCAUUGUUCAUCUGAUGGAGGACGGUGAGGUGCGGGAAGAUGGAGUAGCAGUGAGUGCUGUGGCCCAACAAGUCUUGUGGAAUUGUCUAAUUGAAGAUCCAUCGACAGUUCUUCGACAUUUCCUGGAAAAACUGACCAUCAGCAAUAGACAAGUAAAUUCCUCUUCCUUUUUAGUAAAAGCCAAGGAAAUGAGAAUGUGAGCCCAGGAUUAUUGUGGCUUUGUGAACUCUUCUUGUCCUGACUUUUAGGUGGGAUUAAUCAUGUACUUUGUGCGGACCCCCUGCGAAUGGGGGAUGGAUGCCAUUUCGGCCACUCUGACAUUCUUGUGGGAGGUGGUGGGUUACGUGGAAGGCCUCUUCUUCAAGGAUCUCAAGCAGACGAUGAAGAAGGAGCAGUGCGAGGUAAAGCUCCUGGUGACAGCUUCAAUGCCAGCCUUCGAACUGCGUAAGGAAUACUUCCUUCUGCAGAGGAGACAGAAGCAGGAAGUGUUCACCCGGAAACUGGAGGAAGUAGGGCGGGUGUUGUUUCUCAUCUCCCUCACCCAGAAGAUCCCCACUGCCCACAAACAGUCCCACGUCUCCAUGCUUCAGGAGGACCUGCUGCGACUGCCCUCCUUCCCUCGAAGUGCUAUCGAUGCUGAGUUUUCACUCUUCAGUGAUCCUCAAGCUGGGAAGGAACUGUUUGGCCUCGACACUCUUCAGAAAAGCUUAUGGAUCCAGCUCCUGGAGGAGAUGUUCCUGGGCAUGCCAAGCGAGUUUCCAUGGGGAGACGAAAUCAUGCUUUUCCUCAACGUGUUUAAUGGGGCUCUGAUCCUGCACCCAGAAGACAGUGCCCUGCUCAGGCAGUACGCCGCCACCGUCAUCAACACUGCUGUCCACUUCAACCACCUCUUCUCUCUCAGCGGCUACCAGUGGAUUCUCCCCACCAUGCUGCAGGUGUAUUCUGACUAUGAAAGCAAUCCCCAGUUGCGUCAAGCCAUCGAAUUUGCCUGCCACCAGUUCUACAUUCUACAUCGGAAGCCCUUUGUGCUCCAGCUCUUCGCUAGUGUGGCCCCUCUCCUGGAAUUUCCUGAUGCUGCCAACAAUGGGCCCAGCAAAGGCGUGUCAGCGCAAUGCCUGUUUGACUUGCUGCAGUCCCUGGAGGGAGAGACCACUGAUAUAUUAGACAUCUUAGAGCUAGUCAAAGCUGAGAAGCCUCUUAAGUCAUUAGAUUUCUGCUAUGGAAAUGAAGACCUGACAUUCUCUAUCAGCGAAGCCAUUAAGCUCUGUGUUACCGUGGUGGCCUAUGCUCCCGAAUCUUUCAGAAGUCUUCAGAUGCUGAUGGUCUUGGAAGCUUUGGUUCCAUGUUACCUACAAAAGCUGAAGAGGCAGACAUCACAGGUGGAGACAGUACCUGCUGCCCGAGAGGAGAUUGCUGCCACAGCUGCUCUUGCGACAUCCCUGCAGGCCCUUUUAUACAGUGUAGAGGUCCUCACCAGGCCCAUGACGGCCCCACAGAUGAGCAGGUGUGACCAAGGUCAUAAGGGAGCCACCACAGCCAACCACACCAUGUCAUCUGGCGUGAACACCAGGUACCAAGAACAAGGAGCCAAACUGCACUUUAUCAGGGAAAACCUUCAUUUGCUGGAGGAAGGGCAAGGCCUUCCCCGAGAGGAACUGGAUGAACGAAUUGCUCGGGAAGAGUUCAGAAGACCUCGGGAAUCCCUGCUGAAUAUUUGCACAGAAUUCUAUAAACACUGUGGGCCGAGGCUGAAGAUCUUGCAAAAUCUGGCUGGGGAGCCACGGGUCACUGCCCUGGAGCUGCUGGAUGUGAAGUCCCACAUGAGGCUGGCAGAAAUUGCACACUCCCUUCUGAAGCUGGCACCAUAUGACACUCAGACAAUGGAGAGCCGUGGGCUUCGGCGCUACAUCAUGGAGAUGCUGCCCAUUACCGACUGGACAGCUGAGGCGGUGAGGCCAGCCCUGAUCCUCAUUUUGAAGAGAUUGGAUAGAAUGUUCAACAAAAUUCAUAAGAUGCCUACCUUGAGGCGACAGGUUGAGUGGGAGCCUGCCAGCAAUUUGAUUGAAGGGGUUUGUUUGACACUUCAGAGGCAGCCAAUCAUAUCCUUCCUGCCUCACCUUAGGUCACUGAUCAAUGUCUGUGUCAAUCUGGUGAUGGGAGUGGUAGGACCUUCCAGUGUUGCUGAUGGAUUACCCCUUCUUCAUCUCAGCCCUUAUCUCUCACCACCUCUGCCCUUCAGCACAGCUGUUGUCCGGCUUGUAGCAUUGCAGAUACAGGCUUUAAAAGAAGAUUUUCCUUUAAGCCAUGUGAUCUCCCCAUUCACCAAUCAAGAGCGAAGGGAGGGGAUGCUUUUAAAUCUACUCAUCCCAUUUGUGCUCACAGUAGGAUCUGGAAGCAAAGAUAGCCCUUGGCUGGAGCAGCCUGAGGUGCAGCUGCUGCUGCAGACUGUCAUUAAUGUGCUCCUGCCACCUCGGAUCAUCAGCACGUCCAGGAGCAAGAACUUCAUGCUGGAGAGCUCCCCUGCCCACUGCUCCACCCCUGGGGAUGCAGGGAAAGACUUACGCAAGGAAGGGCUGGCUGAGUCCACCAGCCAAGCAGCAUACUUGGCGCUGAAGGUGAUCCUCGUCUGCUUUGAGAGGCAGCUUGGAAGCCAGUGGUACUGGCUGAGCCUCCAGGUGAAGGAGAUGGCUCUGCGGAAGGUGGGAGGCCUGGCCCUGUGGGACUUCCUCGACUUCAUCGUGCGGACCCGAAUACCCAUCUUUGUGCUCCUGCGCCCUUUCAUCCAGUGCAAGCUUCUGGCCCAACCAGCAGAGAAUCAUGAAGAGCUUUCUGCCCGGCAACACAUUGCUGACCAGCUGGAGCGGCGCUUCAUACCACGCCCUUUGUGUAAGAGCUCACUCAUUGCUGAGUUCAACAGUGAACUAAAAAUUCUAAAAGAGGCAGUUCACAGUGGAUCGGCCUACCAAGGGAAGACAUCUAUCAGUACCGUGGGCACCUCCACUUCUGCUUAUCGCCUGAGCCUGGCCACCAUGUCUCGCUCCAACACAGGCACGGGUACUGUCUGGGAGCAGGACAGCGAGCCAUCCCAGCAGGCUUCGCAGGACACGCUGAGUCGGACUGAUGAGGAGGAUGAGGAAAAUGACUCUAUAAGCAUGCCCAGUGUGGUAAGUGAACAAGAAGCUUACCUCCUGAGUGCCAUUGGAAGGAGGCGGUUCUCCAGCCAUGUCUCCAGCAUGUCUGCACCUCAGGCUGAGGUGGGCAUGUUACCCAGCCAGAGUGAACCUAAUGUCCUCGAUGACUCCCAGGGCCUGGCCGCUGAGGGCAGCCUCUCUAGGGUGGCAAGUGUACAGAGUGAACCUGGCCAACAGAACCUCCUUGUUCAGCAGCCACUGGGGAGGAAGAGGGGCCUGAGGCAGCUGAGACGUCCUCUGCUAUCACGUCAGAAGACUCAGACUGAAUCCAAAAACCGCCAUGCAGCUCGGCUGUCAACAACUCGCAGGAGCAUUCAACCUAAAACGAAGCCAUCUGCGGAUCAGAAAAGAUCUGUAACCUUCAUUGAGGCUCAGCCAGAGCCAGCAGCUGCCCCAACAGAUGUACUUCCUGCCACAGGCCAACCACAGGGCUGCAGCCCAGCCCCAUCUAGGAAACCAGAAAAAAUGGACGAUCCAGUCCUCACGUCUUCCCCCGCCAUAGUUGUUGCGGAUCUCCACAGCCUGUCUCCCAAGCAGAGUGAGGCCCUCUCCACUGAAGAAGGAGAAAAGAAGGAGGAUACAGAAGCACAAGGUGCUACAGCACUUAGUCCACUCUCUACUCAACUCUCAGACCCUGAUGACUUCACAGGCCUAGAGACAUCCAGCCUGCUACAGCAUGGAGACACUGUCCUUCACAUCAGCGAGGAAAAUGGCAUGGAGAACCCUCUGCUGUCCAGCCAGUUCACUUUUACUCCCACUGAGCUGGGGGAGACAGACAUAGUCCUAGAUGAGUCUCAUGUUUAA